Molecule: messenger RNA, 9967 nt
Organism: Chiloscyllium plagiosum (whitespotted bambooshark)
Lineage: Eukaryota; Metazoa; Chordata; Chondrichthyes; Orectolobiformes; Hemiscylliidae
Source: RefSeq, a predicted model, not a curated record
CCUUCACAGGACCCAGCCUACCAUGGGUUCCUGGUGUACUACGAUUUGGAUUUUUAUCUGGGCCAUUUCAUCCACCUCCUGUGUGGAAAUCAAACAUGCUAGAUUACCAAACCACAGAGAUCAUGUCUGCAGCACCUGGGGAAACAAUCACUUUAAGACUUUCGACGGGAAUUUUUAUACGUUUCCUGGAACUUGCGACUAUAAUUUUGUGUCUGACUGCAAUCAAGUGUAUAAAGAUUUCUCCGUUCAAAUUAAACGCACAAUCUCUAAGGGGCAUCCCAAGAUACAUUAUAUCACAACAACAAUCAAGGAUAUUGUGAUUUUUAUGACAGCCAAAAUUGUGGUCAUCAAUGGAGCUAUAGUCUCACUCCCUUACUAUGGAUCUGGUCUGUAUAUAGAACAAAAUGUUCAAUAUACUAAACUCUAUGGAAAAUUUGGGUUGACUCUAAUGUGGAACAGAGAGGAUGCUUUAAUGGUGGAACUUGAUGUGAAAUUUCAAAAUACGACCUGUGGGCUCUGUGGAGAUUACAAUGGGCUUCCUUUAUACAAUGAAUUCAUUGCAGAUGGCCAACAAUUUUCAUCAAUUCAUUUUGGAAAUCUGCAAAAAGUCCAUCAGCCAAACGAGCAAUGUGAAGAUGUAGAUGAACGUGAGAUAGAAACCAGUGCUUUGUGUGAGCAAUAUAGAGAAGCUUGUGAAAAUCUCCUUUCAAAAAACGCAUUUGCAGAUUGCAAGUCCCGCUUAAAUAUCGAACAUUAUAUACAGGCCUGCAUACAAGACAUGUGCACCUGCAGUAAAGUCUUAGAUUCAUUCUGCUUGUGUAGCACAGUCUCUGAAUAUUCCAGGCAAUGCUCCCAUGCUGGUGGGAAACCAGAAAACUGGAGGACAGAGACAUUUUGCCCAAAGAAAUGUCCUUUAAACAUGAUCCAUAAGGAAAGUGGCUCUCCCUGUAUGAACAGUUGUUCUCAUCUCGACACAAGCAGUUUGUGUGAGGAGCACUACAUGGAUGGCUGCUUCUGUCCAUCAGGAACGGUGCUUGAUGACUACUCUGGCACUGGAUGCAUUAGUGUGAAGGAGUGUAAAUGUACAAUAAAGGGCAAACAUUAUGAUCCAGGCGCUCUGAUUUCAACAGAAUGUGAAGAAUGUCUCUGUGACGGAGGUAAAUGGCUGUGCAAAAAUCUACCAUGUCCAGGUGUCUGCUCAUUUGAGGGAGGAGCACAUGUCUCCACUUUUGAUGGCAUGAAAUACACAUUUCACGGUGACUGCUAUUACAUUCUUUCUAAGGACUGCGAUAAGCAGCAGUACACACUGCUGGCAGAAAUAGCUCCAUGUGGAACAAUUGUAUCAGAAACUUGCCUAAAAACACUAGUGUUAACAACUGACCAUAGGCAAAAUGUGCUUAUUUUUAAAGAUAAUGGGGAUGUUCUUCUUAAUGGAGUCAAAACAACAUUACCACUGGUAACAGCAAAUUAUACUGUUUUCCAACCAUCAACAUUCCACAUCCUGUUAGAGACCCGGUUUGGCCUGCAGCUGCAAGUCCAACUAAUUCCUCUAAUGCAAGUCUACAUAACACUAGACCAAUCAUACAAAGGGAAAACAUGCGGUUUCUGUGGGAAUUUUAAUGAUAUUCUGUAUGAUGAUUUCAAGGCAAGUGAUGGCAUAAUUGAGGGAACAGCUGCAUCCUUUGCAAAUACAUGGAAAGCCCAGCGGAAAUGUGUGGAUAAAACAGAUCGUCUGGAAAACCCUUGCACUAUCAGUGUGGAAAACAAAAACUAUGCUGAGUACUGGUGUUCACUUUUAAAAGAACCUGGAGGAGAUUUUGCGCCCUGCCAUUCCACCAUUCAACCAAAUGAAUAUUUCAAGAAAUGUAUGUAUGACAGUUGCAACUGUGAUAAAAAUGAGGACUGCAUGUGUUCUGCACUAUAUUCAUAUGUUCGAGCCUGUGCAAGCAAAGGGGUCAUGUUAACUAAUUGGCGGACAAAAGUAUGUGACUCUUACACGAAGACCUGUCCGGAGACACUAAUAUACAGUUAUGAUGUGAAAAGUUGCAAGCGCACAUGCCAUUCUCUGAGUGAGAAGGAUAUUACCUGCGGAAUCCAACACGUGCCAGUGGAUGGAUGUGGCUGCGCUGAUGGAAUGUAUAUGAAUGAAAAAGGCAGAUGCGUGCCCUCAUCUGAGUGUCCAUGCCUCUAUCAGGGCACCCUCUUAAAUGCUGGAGAGAUAAUUAAUCAAGGAGAUACACAUUGCGUGUGUCAAGAUGGAAAAAUGCAGUGCAUUGUAUCGCUGUAUAGAAUACAAAAAUGUUUUCCACCCAAGAUCUAUUUAAGUUGCAAUACUACAGAGCCAGGCACAACAGGGACAGAGUGUCGUCGUACUUGUGGAAACCAAAAUCUGGACUGUUACAGUGAGAAAUGUGUGUCAGGCUGUGUUUGCCCUGAGGGGAUGAUGGACGACAGAAAUGGAAGUUGUGUUAUUGAAGACAAUUGCCCCUGUGUGCACAAUAAUUUUCAUUAUCCAUCCGGAAGCAGAAUCUCAGUUGAUUGUAACACUUGUACUUGCCAGAAAGGCAGCUGGGACUGUACAAAUAUUCCCUGCUUUGGAGCAUGUACAAUAUAUGGGAGUGGUCACUACAUUACAUUUGAUGGCAAGCGCUACAAUUUUGAUGGAAACUGUGAAUACAUUGCUGCACAGGAUUACUGUGGAGAUAAUCUUACCAAUGGCACCUUCAGCGUAAUUACAGAAAACAUUCCCUGUGGAACAACUGGAACAACAUGUUCUAAAUCAAUCAAACUGUUCUUUGAGAAUUUUGAAUUGAAACUAGCUGAAGGAAAACAUGAAAUAAUUCAGAGGAAUGAAAACAACAAGAUCCCUUUCACUAUCCGUAUUCUUGGCCUUUAUCUGACUGUGGAAGCUGACAAUGGGUUGAUUCUAAUAUGGGACAAAAAGACUAGUGUUUUUAUUAAGUUGAGCCCUUCUUACCAGGGUUAUAUUUGUGGCUUAUGUGGCAAUUUUGAUGGAAACGCCAACAAUGACUUCAUGACAAGAAGCCAGUCUGUUGUUGCUGAUGUAAUUGAGUUUGGAAAUUCCUGGAAGCUAACUGCUAACUGCCCGGAUGCUGAGCCCAAUGAUGACCCUUGCACUGAGAAACCACACCGCAAAGGCUGGGCACAAAAGCAAUGCUCCAUAAUUACAAGUGACAUCUUUGCAAAUUGUCAUAAAAUGGUUGAUCCAAAUCCAUUUUAUGAUUCUUGUGUCCAUGAUUCAUGUUCUUGUGACAGUGGUGGAGAUUGUGAGUGUUUUUGCACUGCUGUAGCUGCCUAUGCUUUUGCCUGCAAUGAAACUGGGGUGUGCAUUGACUGGAGGACCCCUGAAAUCUGUCCCAUGUACUGCAGUUUCUACAACCCUUCUCCUGAAAUGUGUGAAUGGCAUUAUUAUCCUUGUGGAUUCCCCUGCUUUAAAUCGUGCCUAAACCCACUUGGCCUCUGCAACAUCACGUUCCAGUUAGAAGGGUGUUAUCCCAAAUGUCCAGAAAAUACACCCAUCUAUGAUGAACAUUCAAAACAGUGUGUUGCUCAAUGUGGCUGUUAUGAAAAUGGAAAAUAUUAUGAAAUUAAUGAAACUAUUGAAACCACAAACAACUGUGAGAAAUGCUUGUGCACACCAGAAGGUAUUAAAUGCAUGAACGACAGCAGUGCUUGUGUUUGUAUAUACAAUGGCACAGUGUACCAUCCAAAUGAAGUUAUCUACAACAUAACAGAUGGGCUAGGAGAUUGCAUUGUGGCAUAUUGUGCUGACAAUGGAACAAUUAUUAGAAUAAUAAGCCCUUGUGCACCAACUAGUACCACCACAACAACACCACUGACUAUUUCGCCAUUUUCAAUCACAGCCAGUACAGAAAUUAAGUCAUCAACUUCAACUGUUCCCACAACCAGCAAAAUACUGAGCACUACUUGUGUGAUAGUGGAACAAUGUGAAUGGACCCAAUGGAUAAGUGUAACCAAGCCAAACUCUGGCUUUUCGGGAGGUGAUUUUGAAACAUAUGAUAAAAUUAAGGAGCAUGGAUAUGCAAUUUGUGAUGCUCCAAGCAACAUUGAAUGCAGAGCCAUACAUGCACCAGAUGUAGAACUGGAAGAUAUCGAACAAACAGUACAGUGCAAUAUUUCUUUUGGUCUCAUAUGUGAAAACAAGAACCAAAAUUACAUGAAAACGUGCUACGACUAUGAAAUCCAACUGUUAUGCUGUAAUUUUAUAUGUCAAGCUCCAACAACAACAACAGAAUCAAGGACAACCACGGCGCAUAUUACCACAAUGACUUCUGCAGAAUCAACACCACGGAUUCCCACAGGUGUUCAAACAUCACACUCAACAGCAACAACAGCACAGAGUACAACAACAACAGAAGUUUCAAAGGCAACAAAUGAAUCACCAACUACCCCGAAAAUAUUCAGAACGACGACUGUGAUGCCAACAACAGUCCAAACAAAAGAAUCAUCCACUUCAACUCCACAUUCAUCCAAAUUCCCAACAACAAGCACAAAUAAGCAUUCAACUACCAGUAUAAAAAUACACACUGGCUCGACAACAACUACAACCUGUACAACUGAAACCACAGAGACAGGGGAAACACAUUCACCCACCGCUCCACCUUCAACCACCUCCCCAGUCACAACAUUCUCUGCAACAACGACCACAACAUCACCCACACCCACAGGACCACCUCAAUCAUCAUCAACAUCACACAAAACACAACCGUCAACCACUUCCACCAGUGCUUCUCCAACUGUGACCACGAUCACAUCGACACCGAGUGAAACACCAACUGAAACAAGGCAAACAUCAACCUCACCCACUACAGUCACUUUAACCCCAAAAACAACGAGCACUUCAACAAGCACAACAGUGACUGCAACUACAACUGCUCAGUCACCAUCCCCAACAGCAACAAUCAGCAUAACGUCACCUUCUACAGAAACCAGAACUAUGACAGUAUCCAAAAUAUCAACCACAACCACAGCAUCAACGCCGAUAACAUCUUCAAAGCUGCCAACAUCCACACCCACUCCACAUUCAACUAGCACUGCGGAAACACCCACCGGCUCAAAGACAACGACAACCUGUACAACUGAAACCACAGGGACAGGGGAAACACAUUCACCCACCGCUCCACCUUCAUCCACCUCCCCAAUCACAACAUUCUCUGCAACAACGACCAUAACAUCACCCACACCCACACCCACAGGACCACCUCAAUCAUCUUCAACAUCACACAAAACACAAUCGUCAACCACUUCCACCAGUGCUUCUCCAACUGUGACCACGACCACAUCGACAGCUAGUGAAACACCAACUGAAACAAGGCAAACAUCAACCUCACCCACUACAGUCACUUUAACCUCAAAACCAACGAGCACUUCAACAAGCACAACCGUGACUGCAACUACAACUGCUCAGUCUUCAACCCCAACAGCAACAAUCAGCAUAACGUCACCUUCUACAGAAUCCACAACCAUGACAGUAUCCAAAAUAUCAACUACAACCACAGCAUCAACCCCGAUAACAUCUUCAAAACUGCCAACAUCCACACCCACUCCACAUACAACUAGCACUGCGGAAACACCCACCGUCUCAAAGACAACGACAACCUGUACAACUGAAACCACAGGGACCGAGGAAACACAUUCACCCACCGCUCCACCUUCAACCACCUCCCCAAUCACAACAUUCUCUGCAACAACGACCAUAACAUCACCCACACCCACAGGACCACCUCAAUCAUCUUCAACAUCACACAAAACACAAUCGUCAACCACUUCCACCAGUGCUUCUCCAACUGUGACCAUGACUACAUCGACAGCUAGUGAAACACCAACUGAAACAAGGCAAACAUCAACCUCACCCACUCCAGUCACUUUAACCCCAAAAACAACGAGCACUUCAACAAGUACAACGGUGACUGCAACUACAACUGCUCAGUCAUCAACCCCAACAGCAACAGUCAGCAUAACGUCACCUUCUACAGAAUCCACAACCAUGACAGUAUCCGAAACAUCAACUACAACCACAGCAUCAACGCCGAUAACAUCUUCAAAACUGCCAACAUCCACACCCACUCCACAUUCAACUCGCACUGCGGAAACACCCACCGGCUCAAAGACAACGACAACCUGUACAACUGAAACCACAGGGACCGAGGAAACACAUUCACCCACCGCUCCACCUUCAACCACCUCCCCAGUCACAACAUUCUCUGCAACAACGACGACAACUUCACCCACACCCACACCCACAGGACCACCACAAUCAUCAUCAACAUCACACAAAACACAAUCGUCAACCACUUCCACCAGUGCUUCUCCAACUGUGACCACGACCACAUCGACAGCUAGUGAAACACCAACUGAAACAAGGCAAACAUCAACCUCACCCACUACAGUCACUUUAACCCCAAAAACAACGAGCACUUCAACAAGCACAACGGUGACUGCAACUACAACAGCUCAGUCAUCAUCCCCAACAGCAACAAUCAGCAUAACGUCACCUUCUACAGAAACCACAACCAUGACAGUAUCAACAAUAUCAACCACAACCACUGGCUCUACAACAACUACUAUCUGUACAACUGAAACGGUAGAGACUACUGAAUCACAGUCAACCUUAUCUCCAUCUUCACCCACCUCCCAAGUCACAAAAUCCUCUACCAUGGCAACGUCUUCACUUGUUUCAACUGUGUCACCAAAUGUAACAUCUCCAACAACUUUCCAAUCAUCAACGUCCAGAAUUACUAGAAUGCCUCCACCUAUAUUUACAAGCAUAACCUCUGUGAGUUCUGCUACCUCUGAAAAUGUCACCGUCAGUCAGUCUACCACAAAUGUCAACAAAUGGAGCACAACUACUGCAGUCACUGUUCCAGUCACCAGGACUGCAUCAGCAAGUACUGUGUCUGCAACUACGAUCAAGAUACCUUCAACAUUUUCUCAACCAACACCGACUGCUUCCUCUGUGAAUUCAACGAUUUCUCCUACUACAAGCUAUCCAUCUGCAACAACAGAAUGUUUUUGCAUUGUAAACGGAACUGUGUAUUCUCAAGGUGAAACUAUAUAUAACUACACUGACAAAGAUGGAUUUUGCAUCUUUGCAAAAUGCAAUGCCACUUGUAGUAUUGAAAAACAUAUAUGGCCUUGUGGAACCACAACACCUUCUCCUACAAGCACACCUAUGAGUAGUACCAGCUAUACAACUGAAACUAUCACAAAAAUAGAAGCUUGUCCAGAUUUUGAUCCUCCAAGACAGCAUAAUGAGACAUGGUUACUCUGUGAAUGUUUAAUGGCAACAUGUAUAGAAAAGAAUAUCAUUUCCAUACAACCUGUGGUCUGUCCAACUGUUGAACCUCUUGAAUGUGCCAAUGGCCAUGAACCUGUCAAAGUGUACGAUGAAAAUGGUUGUUGUUACCAUUAUGAGUGUGACUGCUACUGCAAUGGAUGGGGAGGAUCACAUUUUGUUACAUUUGAUGGCCAAUACUACACCUAUGAUGGCAAUUGUACCUAUGUCCUUGUGGAAGAAACAACCCCAUCAUCUACCAAUUUUGGUAUUUACAUUGACAACUAUCACUGUGACGUUCAAAAUAGUGUCUCUUGCCCACAUGCUAUUAUGGUGAAAUUUGAAAACCUGGACAUACAGAUCACAAAUACUGAUCCAACUGGAAUUCAGCACCAGGUAACUGUUAAUGACAGCAUUGUGUCACUACCCUAUUCAAGAGAUGGUGUGAAAAUCUCCAGCUCAGGCCUUAAUGUGAUGCUUGAAAUUCCCAAACUAAAGGCAUUUGUUACGUUCAAUGGUUUAGCUUUUGCAAUCAAACUUCCAAGUGAAAUGUUUGAAAAUAAUACGCAAGGGCAGUGUGGAACAUGUAAUAAUGUUCGGAGUGAUGACUGUAUAUUGCCCAAUGGAAAGCCUGCAACCACCUGUUCUGAAAUGGCUGAAUACUGGCAAGUCAAAGAUUCCAACAAGCCAAACUGCAAUGGACCAUCCUCACGACCUACUCUAAGACCUCAAGUUACAGUCAGUCCCCAAACAACGCAAAAGCCUUGUAACUCUAAUUCUCUUUGCAAGCUCAUUACUAGCAAAUUGUUUACAGAAUGUCAUGAUCGCGUUUCACCAGACAAUUACUAUCAGGCGUGUGUGCAUGAUGAAUGUCGAAUGCCAAGUACCUCAGUGAUAUGUGCAAGCUUGCAAACCUAUGCAUCUGUCUGCAUGUCACACGGUAUCUGCAUUGAUUGGCGAAAUUACACAGAUGGGGUAUGCUCUUUUAAUUGUCCUUUAAACAAAGUUUACAAAGCAUGUGAAAUCUUUGAAGAGGAACUUACAUGCACUUCAAGCAAUUCAGAUAUGACCGGUCUUAACUUAUCAGAAGGAUGUUUCUGCCCAAAGGGUACCAUUCUUUUCAGCCCUGACACUGAUCUAUGUGUUAAUAAAUGUGGUUGCAUUGGACCUGAUGGAUUACCUAAAGAGUUUAAUGAAAGAUUUAAGUUCAAUUGCCAGGACUGUAUCUGUGACAAAAUCACACAUCGUGUUAUCUGUCAACCACACAAUUGUCCUAUCUUCCCUCCAAUGCCUUGUGAAGGAGAAGGAUUUAUCACUGUUAAUAUAACAGUCCCAGAUGAUGAUUGUUGUACAAAAACCGUGUGCAGGUGCAACAACCAUCUCUGUGCUCCAAAUGAGAAUAAAUGUGGUCUUGGAUUUAAAAUGGUGUCAGAGAUUCCAGAUGGGCAUUGUUGUCCAGUUUAUACUUGUGAGCCAAUGGGUGUCUGUGUUAAUGAAGGGGCAGAAUACUAUCCAGGCACGAUUAUUCAUCUCUCUCCUUGUCAAAGCUGCACUUGUACCAAUGAGACAGAUGUGCAAACUCUGAUAAACAUCAUUAAAUGUCGAAAUGUCGAAUGCAACAAGAAGUGUGGACAAGGUUCUGAAUAUAGAGAGAUAAUUGGAAGAUGCUGUGGUGAAUGUGUCCAAACUAGAUGUGUGAUAUACCCAGGAGAUCAAUCUGUUCAACUAUUACUGCCUGGCCAAACAUGGCCAUCACCUUAUAACAACUGCACAGUUUAUGGAUGCCUACAAAUUAAUGAUAGCUUAAUAUCGACUAGUUCCAAGCUGGUUUGUCCUGAUUUUCACCCAGAAGACUGUGAACCAGGCACAAUUACUAUGACUGAAGAUGGCUGUUGUCAAACAUGCCAAGAAAAACAGAGUUGUAAGCGAAUAAAAAAGAUGAUCCGGAUAACCCAUGAUGGAUGCCAAUCAUCAGACAAAAUAGAAAUUGCAGAAUGUGAAGGGAUGUGUGGUACUUACUCUAUGUAUUCUUCAGAAGUAAAUUCAAUGGAACACAAAUGUAACUGUUGUCAAGAGAUGAAGACCCACAAGAGGGAGAUUACUUUAAUAUGCCCUGAUGGAAGUACUGUUCAAUACUCAUAUGUCUAUGUGGAUUCAUGUCACUGCAUGGAAAAUAAUUGUGAGGAACCAACCAACUCACUUUCUAACAGCACAAUCCACGAAGUAUUUCGAGCGAAACGCAGUCCAGACAGAAUCAAUGAGUCUGGAGACAAGCUAAGCUUGAUCAAUUUACAAAAAGAGAGAGACUUCAUAAGCUUUAAUGAAGUCAAUGAAGCCAACAAACGUAAAAGGGAAAGAAGCUUAGAAAAUGAUCUACAAGAAAAUCAACCUAAGGAAAGAAAGCCAAGGCAUGGGAGACGAGCAAAUGCUCAGAAGCGUAUAAAGCUCACAUAAAACAAAUCAAAUAUUUUAGCAAAUAAAAUUCAUUCUGUUUGCUUCUUAGUUCCAAAAUUCACAAUGCUGAUGUUUAUUAACUGUUCACUUUCUUUUUAUUCAAGUUAGUUUCUAAUUAAAUAAGAUUAUUCUCAAAAAAUGUCUAUUUAUUAUCCUAAGUCCUAUUCCAAUAAAUAUUCUUAUUAUAUGCAGAACAAA